ACAUUCUCACACGCACACAUACACACACCCAAUUUUUUACACACACUUGUUGGGUGGUGGUGGUGGUAGUAUUGGCGGUACACAACCACCCUUGACUUGGCUUGGCUGCGACCGCGGGUCGUCAGAUCCACCGCCUUGUGGUCUGUGGGGAGCAGGGGUCUCCUUCAUAUCAAUCCCUUCUUUAGGGCCUUUGUUCCAGAAUCAUAUCACCCGUGCCGCUCCGGGGAAGCUUUUGGCGAAUUUCCUACCAGUAGAAGCUGAAUUAUCACCCAGGUUGUGUCGUGAAGUUAUGAUGGGGAAGCGUAAAGCUUGGCUGGUUCUUAGUGUAAAGCUAUUCAGUGAGGAGUUUUCUGCGGGGAGUGAUCGUGGUCUUCUGAAGGGGGGACGAGAGCAGGGACAGAACCUCUUGGGAUGGUGAUAAUUGAGAGUUUCGUCCUGACCUUGGGUUGGGAAGAGUAGGGCACAUUCUGCGUUGGCAUGCUUCCUCUAAACGCUGCCCAAUUCGUCACGAAUGUUUCCUUUUGUGGUGUACACUUGCUGUGGUGGGACGUGCACAGCCAAACGUAGCGCACAGUGGUUUCUGUCAGGAUCAUGAACUCUGAGUGGAUGGCACAAUUGCGAGAGGGUGGGAUUUGUGGGCGUGGCUACAAUCUUUGUCCGACUGGUUUUCUUUUGGCUGCGAUGCGCAUCUUGAAUUUAGACGUGAUUUUGGUCGAAAUGUGUAUAUGUGGCAAUUCGGCACCGCUCUCUGCUGACGUCUCUAGAAAUUUUAAGGAGAUGGUUAAUUUUUCUAAAGGAUCGGUGAUCCGCUUAGGACCGUGACGCUGCUACUUAAUUUAUGGGAUUUGAGUUUUGUUGUUAUUGUUUUUUUUGUUGGUCCAGAAUCUUAAGCAGCUACAGAGUACGUGCCAGGAUUACAGAAACCUCGAGCCUGGAACCUAGUGCAUCUCCUUAGUCGAAGAAUUUCACUAUGACUGCUACUAUGUGUACUUCUAAGACCGGAUUUAAUGCGUGAUUGGGCAUAAAUGACCACAGAUCUUAUGCGUUGUUGGUACGACUGUUGCGAUUUUAUUUUGUUUUUUGUGUGAGAAUUGUAUGCUUACGUUGAUUGUGUAACCUAAUUGCAGAUUUCAGUGUACGUGUUCGAGGAUGUUAAUUAGCAAAUGGAAAUGACCUCGUCUUCUGAUUGGCAAUUGUUGGGAGAAGUUUUGGAUUUGGCGGUCGUGAUGAAUCGAUCACCUUAGCUCGCACAUGUCUCUUGGCCUUCAAACUAGCAACCUUUCAACCUGUUGAAUUGUGCCCUCUAGAUGGACUUUUCUGGAAUGAUGUCUGUUCAAUCUGGUUAUAGCAGAGAGAACGAUGUAUAGGGGGAAGACUUAUUCAUUUCAGGGCUAAUAAUUCCAGUGAAGGAUCUUCUGUGCUAGAAACAUUUAGGAUCUGGACAAAUAUGUCAAGAGAUAGGAUGAUGCUGUCCACGCUUCAGAGCCUCAGAGGUGAUUCUGGUGGGGCCAUCUACGACCGCUUUUUAUGUUCUGGAGCAUGGAGGGGAUUGGACAUUGAUGACGAUUAUGCGCAGUCAGUGAAGUCUCAGGAACAGAAUGACUUUAUACCAUCACCUCGGCGGUUUUACGAGCUUAAUAAAGAACCUGCACGCUCUUUGAACAGCAAUGAUUCCUCGACCAAAAUUCAAACUGCGUCAUGUGGACUACAGCCGGAUUCAGAAGAAGGUGGAAUUGAUUACAUGGAUAAGCUGCCGGAUCAUUUGUUGAUCGAGAUAUUGGUCCGUGUUCCCACCUCAGAUUGGAUUGUAGCGGCAUGCGUGAAGAAGCGGUGGGGAGCUAUAUUUCAAGGAGAUGGGCUUUGGCAAACAGCGUUGAUAAGGAGGUGGCCUGGUGCUGGAAAUGCCAAACGAUGGCCGGGUCCAAUUGGUCGAGGCUCUGCUAAACGACGAGGACAGCUGUUUUUUUUUACUUUUUUCAAAUUUAUUCCAUUUGAGAGGAAGGGUAUUGAUCCUUAUCUUCACAGGCGGUUCACAGCCUUGAACGUCAGCAGCAGCCUCUUGUUUCAGAACUCAAAAUCUGAGGUUGAUGAAAUGGCUGGCCAUGUGUAUUUGUAUCUCAAAGAGCAGCUGGAGCUUGCCACCCUACCCCUUUCCUAUGGAUUGCUUCAUGGCACAAUUAUCGAUCAGUUUCUGGCAUGUGGGAAAAACAGCGAAGAGGCCCAUGACGUCGCUUCCCAAAUAUGGGUUGCGGUGCUUGGAAAUCUAGAGGAGACCGAGCGAACGUUUCACCUUCUGAUGCGGAUUGCAGAAGAGUGGGAGGUUUUCCUUCCGUUCCCGUACUCAAAAUCACAUGCUGUUCAAUGGAGAUUGUUUGAACGCCUUUUCACUGAUUUUCGUGACUGCCUCUCUCAGUUUGACUACUUCAACGUCCUAUCACGGGCCAAACACAAGUUUGACCUCAUACCCGCCACUUGGCUUGGUUACUAACUAGAUGCUGAUUACGUUGUGGUAAUGCACAGCACUCAUAGAUUUCAAUGACGUCUAAUAGAUAAAACAUCUUGUGCAUUAGAGGUGUAGGGACUACCACUGGGGUCGUACUCAUCCUUAAGCUUAUAAGAUAACUGCUGUCACAGUGAAGCACAUUACGAUCUGCUAUGCAUAUCGAUUCUUACCAUGACAAUGUUGCUCUUUAAGCAAGCUUGGGUUUUCUGCUAAAUGCAGACCUUUUUGUACAGAUUGCAGGAUUAUUAUCCUUGUGUAUAAUGAACAUGUUGGUUUGUUUCGGACUA
Molecule: messenger RNA, 2790 nt
Organism: Physcomitrium patens
Lineage: Eukaryota; Viridiplantae; Streptophyta; Bryopsida; Funariales; Funariaceae
Molecular function (GO): protein binding
Source: RefSeq, a predicted model, not a curated record